Manacus vitellinus (golden-collared manakin) is the source of this 1692-nucleotide messenger RNA. Its product is annotated as transcriptional repressor p66-alpha. The record is from RefSeq and is a predicted model, not a curated record. Bases 57 to 1007 code for a protein of 316 amino acids. The transcript is spliced from 6 exons. Gene Ontology annotation, biological process: negative regulation of transcription by RNA polymerase II. Gene Ontology annotation, cellular component: NuRD complex. Lineage: Eukaryota; Metazoa; Chordata; Aves; Passeriformes; Pipridae.
GGUUUUUUUUUAUUUUUUUAACUCCUCUGUGUCCCCCUCCCUGGCAGGAGCUCACAAUGACAGAGGAAACAUGCAGGACUCGGAGUCAGAAACGAGCCUUGGAGCGGGACGUGACCCCCAACGAUGUGGACAGUAAGAAACUCAAAAUGGAGAAAGGACUCUUGGGGACGGAGCUGAACUCUGAGGGAGACAUGAAAAUCAAGGCAGAGCCCGGAGCUGGCAAAGUGCAGGGACUGUUAAAGGCUGGAGAGGUGAAGGCGACCAUCAAGGUGGAGGUUCAGACGGGGGACGAGCCCGUGGACAUGAGCACCUCCAAAAGGAAUUCCCCAAACAAGGAACCCCAAAACAAGUGCUUCACUCCAGGAUUCUGCAGAAAGAGCAGCCCCGAGGAGCGGGAGAGGAUGAUCAAGCAGCUCAAGGAGGAGCUUCGGUUGGAGGAGGCAAAACUCGUCUUGUUGAAAAAGUUACGGCAAAGCCAAAUCCAGAAGGAGACCACGGCCCAGAAGCCCGCUGGUUCCUCUGGGAGUGCUGUCACCCCUCCGCCCUUGGUGCGGGGCCCACAGAGUGUUCCUGCUGGGAAACCCUCCCUCCAGACCUCUUCCACACGGAUACCAGGCACUGUGAUCCCUCCUCCCUUGGUCAGGGGAGGGCAACAGGCGUCUUCCAAGCUGGGCACUCAGCAGAACACGCAGAUCGUGAUGCCCCCCCUGGUCCGAGGGGCCCAGCUCCCACCUCCUGAAGGUGUCGGUCCCGGGGAUGAUCCGUGCCCGGAGCGCCCCAUUCCCACGGGGAUCAGGGGUGGGCUUUGCCCCUGCUGUGCCUCGUGUCCGUGUCAUUCCAUGACUCCUGUUCUCCCUUCUCCUCCCCGAUGCCCAGGCGGGGCUUUGCCCUUCGUCAGUCCCAGCUUAGCCGUGCACAAAUCGGCCUCGGCCGUGGACCGGCAGCGCGAGUAUCUCCUGGAUAUGAUCCCGCCCCGCUCCAUCCCACAGUCGGCCACGUGGAAAUAAUGCCCGGCGAGACUUGUCCUGUUUCUGCCAUCCUUUUUAUACCACAGUUCCGUGGAAUCUGCUUUAAUCCCAGCUGGAUACGCCCCAGGCUUUCUAGGAUGCAAGAAGACCACUCCUCAUCCCACCGAGUGCCGCCGUCCCUGCCGAGAGGAGUGACCCCCGCGGGUCCCGGGUUCCGACGGAGGCUGGCAGGGAGGGGAAGGAUUCCUUCGGGUUUUUUUGGCUUUCUGUAUUUAGUUUGGAUUUUUCCGUCACCAGCACAAAGGACUCAGUGACUUCUCUCCGCCUUUGGGUUCGUUCCCGGCGACAAACCCGGGCGACAAGCGCCGGGCCGCGCUCCAGCGUGGAAUUCGGGGGCCAGGAGGGAGGAAUUCCAGCCCCAUCCUGCAUUUAGUGAGCCGAGUUCGUGGCUGCUCCUCUUCCCUGCCCCUCCUCCAGCCAGGAAGGGAGUCUACACAUCCCGAUAUUCCCGAAAUCCCCUUCUGGUGGUGACGAGCUAACGAUAAAUGAGCGCGGACUCCGAUUCCAGUUGAGCACGGUCCUUUUCCCAAGGGAUUGGCUGCCACCAAAACUUGCCUGGUAGGUGGGAACCACGCAGGAGUCUCUCACUUUUGUUGGAUUCUGUUUUGGAAUAGACUUUGGAACCGUUGGUAGUUUAAAAACCUAAUUUACUGACUAGACAAAA